AUGAUUUUAGAGUUGAACGAAGAAUCUUGGUUAGAUCUUUUUAUACCAAAAGUGCUAUCUAUUUCCCUUCGAUUAGAACUUUUGGAACCAAAAUCGGUUUUGCUCAUUCUUAGUUUUAAAGAGAAAUAUCCAACAUGUUCUGCAAAAAUUGAUCAAUUCAUUGAUUUGUACACAAAAUCAGAAAUGCGAAAUACAGCAUUUUCAUCUGAAGAAUCAAAAAUCAAUGCACAAGUUAUUAUCGAGUUGAAUUUACCAAGUUUGUGUGGAGUACUUUGUGCAAGACUUGUUCAUUCGAAACAAGAAAUUAACUUGAAUAUAUUACAAGAAAUUGUAACAGUGAUGAAACAUUUUGGAAUUCAAGUAUUGGAAGAAUGCUUAAAUGCCAUUGUAGAAGAUAUGUUGGUAUACCCUUUACGACAAAGGAUUGAAGCAUAUACUCGACUGGCUGGUGGUGAAAGUGAUGAGGCUAAACAUUUUGCAAGCAAAAUACUCUCAAGUAUUAUUCGAAAAUUUGACAACACAUCAGAAGAUCCAUCUGAAGAAUGUGCCCAAUUACUAACAUUUUGUAGAAAGAAUGACAAGAUUACAGAGGAAAUGAGUAUUGCAAAAGUACUAGUUGAAAAGAUUACCAAAGCAAAACAUGGUCAUUCUCUAGUACAAAAAUUAAUCAAGGAAAAUGGAACUGAAUGUUUUUGGACUGGAUCAGGAUUGAGAUUAGUUUUGGAACAUUGCUACAAACUUUUAUACACUGCAGCUUCAAAUGUAAAUAUACCAAUUGACUUUGACCUUGGAGUUGACUCUACGAGUGAAUGGGUUUUCAAACAUGUUAAAAUCAAGUGCAAAUGUGAUCAUUGUAAAAGUGUAAAGAAAUUCCUUAAAUCUAAUGACAUGGAAUUUUCUUUCAAGGAGAAGAAGGAUGCCAGAACACAUGUGGAAACCAUUCUAAAUGGCAUUGACGAUAUUAAGAGAGAAACAAUCAAACAUGGCUCACCUCAAACUCUCAAAUUAACCAAGAUUCGUACAACUCUCGAAGCCAAGAAGGCAAUUGUGACCUCAGCCGAAACUGUUCUCAAACAAUACAUUGAGUAUGCCACCAAAUCAGAUCAGAAACCACAAGCAAGACCAGCCUCUGAAUCUGUAUCAUCCUCAACUACUGAUCCACCAACCAAGAAAGUCAAACAAUAA
Molecule: messenger RNA, 1185 nt
Organism: Naegleria gruberi
Lineage: Eukaryota; Heterolobosea; Eutetramitea; Acrasida; Naegleriidae
Exons: 1
Coding region: 1-1185 (394 amino acids)
Source: RefSeq, a predicted model, not a curated record